Cyphellophora attinorum is the source of this 507-nucleotide messenger RNA. RefSeq lists its product as uncharacterized. The transcript has 2 exons. Lineage: Eukaryota; Fungi; Ascomycota; Eurotiomycetes; Chaetothyriales; Cyphellophoraceae. The record is from RefSeq and is a predicted model, not a curated record. Bases 1 to 507 code for a protein of 168 amino acids.
AUGCGUCUCUCAGCGGCAAUUGCAUUCGCAGCUGCUGUGACCUCUGUCACGGCAGGUGCAGUAUACAAAAAGGCCGAGGCCCCUGUUCCCCAAAGCUACGGUCAUGACAAGACAGUGAUCUUCCAGGUCAAGAACAACAAGGUGGUCAAGGGUGGCAAUGUCCAUAUGCAAGGCACGCAUGACAUUCCUUAUGCCGCACUCGGUCUCUCGGAGGACCUGCCACAACCUCCGGAGAAGCCAGGUCUCUUGGGAACCUGCUGCAAGCCCACCGCGCAGUGCCAUGCGUAUGUGAACUGGUUGACCGACAUGAACAACAACGAGGAAUGGAGGUCGCAGGUGGAUAUGACCGAAGCCAACGCUUAUGUCGACUGCUGCAUGCGGCAGUACGCCGCCAGUUGCGACAAGCCUAUGACUGGCCACGAGAUCAUCUGGAAAGACCCAGCUGAAGGCUGCAGUCCUUCCGCUGAUGCCGCUCUGGCAGCCAGCCUCGCUGGAGUGUUGCACUAG